AGGGAGGCGACGGAUCCCGCUGCUAGGUCAAGUCCUACCGGUCGUUCUUCCCCGGCAGACGACCCCGCGAAGUCCUGCAAAGCCACGGGGCCACCGUAAAGCCCGAGCCAUGGGUCGUAACCACUUCGGGGGAGCUCUUGUGACGCAGGCCGUGGUGCGGAUGACCGCCAACCAAGGCGGACGGCCGAGGGCACUGGCUGGGCCAUGCGCAAGGGUGCCUUUUACCACCAGGCGCUAAAUGAGCGUGACUGUCCAGCCAGGGUACCAGCUUGCCAACCCGCCCCCUUCUCUCGCUUCCCCCGGCUGCCCGGGAUCGGCAGGAGCUACCCGGGUGAUCCCGAGGCUGAGCCGCCGAGCGCCAUGGCCAAGCCGUUCGGGGCCAUCCGGCUGGGAACCUAUCUGGACAUCAAGAGGAGUGACGGGCGGAUCCACCCGGCGCUGGUGACGGCGCUGCACGACGACGCCAACAACGUGACGGUGGAAUGGAUCGAAAGGGGCACCAACAAGGGCAAAAAAGUGGAGCUCGGCCAAGCUUUCAGCCUCAACCCUCACUUGGCCCCGAUGGAGUUCAGCCCGGGAAUGCUCUCCCCGCAAACCCCGUCGGAGCAGGGCGACCACGCCACGCCGCCGCCCCACUACGCGGGGACACCCGCCGGCAGAGAGCAGCCGGGAGGGGACGGCGUGGAGCGCGAGCUGAGGAGAGCCCCUUCGACGGCCGCCCGCAAGUCGCCCUGCGUGCUGGAGGUGGAGCGGCUGCGCCUGGAGCGCGAGAAGCGCCACUUGGCCCUGCUGGAGAGGAGAGCCCGGCGCGACGCCCGCGACGCCCACCCGCACGCGGACUUGAUCGCCGUGAUCCAGCAGUGCCGCGAGGCCCUGUUGCGCGGCGGCGGAGGGGCCGCACUGCUGGCCCAGAGUUGCCUCCUGCCGCAGAGCGGCCGCAACGACGGAGCCGCUGCCCGCAAGAUCUGCGUCUGCGUCCGAAAGCGUCCGCUCAACCAGCGGGAGGCGGAGAUCAAGGAGGUGGACGUGGUGACCAUCCCCUGCUCGGGUGUGGUGAUGGUGCACGAGGCCAGGCAAAAGCUCGACCUCACCCGCUACCUGGAGCACCAGACCUUCCGCUUCGACCACGCUUUCGACGACGGCGCCACCAACGAGAGCGUCUACGAGCACACGGCCCAGCCGCUGGUGGAGACCAUCUUCCGUGGCGGCAUGGCUACGUGCUUCGCCUACGGGCAGACGGGCAGCGGCAAGACCCACACGAUGGGAGGGGACUUCUCUGGCAAGAAGCAGGACUCCACCAAAGGCAUCUACGCCAUGGCCGCCCGCGACGUCUUCUUCCUGCUGCAGCAGCCCACUUACAAGAUGCUGGAGCUCCAGGUCUUUGGCGCCUUUUUUGAGAUCUACUGGGGAAAAGUCUACGAUUUGCUGAACUGGAAGAACCGGCUAAGGGUCCUGGAGGAUAGCAACCAGCAAGUCCAGGUGGUGGGGCUGCUGGAGCAGGAGGUCAUCUGUGUUGAGGACGUCUUGAAGCUCAUUGAGAUUGGGAAUCGAUGCAGGACUUCUGGCCAGACCUCAGCCAACUCCCAUUCCUCCCGGAGUCAUGCCGUUUUCCAGAUUAUCCUCAAAAGCAAAGGGAGACUGUAUGGCAAGUUUUCCUUGAUUGACCUGGCUGGCAAUGAGCGGGGAGCAGAUACUUCCAGGGCAGACCGACUAACCAGGUUGGAGGGAGCCGAGAUCAAUAAGAGCCUCUUGGCCCUGAAAGAAUGCAUUCGAGCCUUGGGGCGCAAUAAAGGCCACACACCUUUCCGAGCUAGCAAGCUGACCCAAGUCCUAAGAGAUUCAUUCAUUGGAGAAAACUCUUGCACCUGCAUGAUUGCCACCAUCUCCCCAGGCAUGAAGUCAUGUGAGCACACACUCAAUACCCUUAGGUAUGCCAAUCGGGUAAAAGGUCUGGUGGUCGAUCCCAAUGCCUUCAAGCAGUGCCAUCGUAUCCUGUCCAAGUCUCUCUAUCACCUGGAGGAUUCCACCCAGCCUUGGAGCAAUCAUAGCUUGCCUGAGACCGAUGAGUUCAAAAUCUUUUGCGUACCGAAAGAGGAUCAAGCCCCUUUGCCAGCUCUUAGCAUCAUCUCCAGAGGGAAAGGGCAGAAGAAGAGGAAAGAGAUUGAGAAGGCUCAGGCAGAAGAUCAUCAGGAAUCACUGAAAUGGCUGAAAGCUUUUCUUAAGAUGGCUGAAGAUGUUGAAUAUGACAUGGAGUUUUAUGCCACCCAGUUCGAAACCAUGCUGACAGAAAAGAUUGCUCUCCUUUCGGAGAUACAGGAUAAAGUGAAAUCUUUUCGGGCUAACCUCUGUAAGGAAGACAUAGAGAGCAAUGACAUCCUUAUGAAGAGAUCCCGCAUUCUGUGAGCCCUGAUAGAGUUUCUUUCUACUCUCCUGUUGUUGAGUACCGCUGGUCUUUCCGCACUAUACAUUGCAUCUAACCAUCUGGCAUUGUAAUGGCUUUUUUUAAAAGAAAAAAAAAACAAUUAAAAUUCUAUAUCUCUGGGGAUUUCCUGCUUAAAGAAAGAGGAAUUGCCUGUUUUCCUCAAUUCUGAAAUAAUGUAGAAACCUUCCAAGACCAACAUAAGAUAUUUAUUUUAGCAUUAUAAAGAUAACAUUCUUUAAGACUGAAAACAAUCCUUGGGCAUUGGCAGUUUGAAUUGGCUGUGGUUUUUUUAGAAAAUGAAUUAAUUUAAAGAGUACUGUUUGGGGGAAUAAUACUUUGAAGGAAU
Molecule: messenger RNA, 2768 nt
Organism: Ahaetulla prasina
Lineage: Eukaryota; Metazoa; Chordata; Lepidosauria; Squamata; Colubridae
Gene: KIF2B
Product: kinesin family member 2B
Exons: 1
Coding region: 205-2403 (732 amino acids)
Biological process (GO): microtubule-based movement
Molecular function (GO): ATP binding; microtubule motor activity; microtubule binding
Source: RefSeq, a predicted model, not a curated record